AUGGCGCAAGAGAAUUCGUAUACAUCUUCAAUCUCUAAUACAGUCCUCAUGAAACAAAUCGCAUUGCUCCUUACUUUACUAAUAAUUGUGCAAGGAAUUUUUGCUUCAUCGUAUAAACGUUGGGUUGCACCAACUCUUGGUGAUCCUUAUAUUCCACAGGGUGCUCUAUCAGGAUACGGCACAGGGAUCCCAGUUGAAAAUUUAACAGCCCUUGCCCGUGUUCCACUCGGAGGAAAUACAACAGCAGUAUUUAUAUUCAAGCUAACUGGAGAUACAAUAUUCUACGACCUUUAUCUCGAGGGGUUUAGUUCAAAGAGUGACUGUAUUUCGUGGACAGUUGGGAUAAACCAUGUUAUGAGUUACACACCUGCAAAUCAAAAAACAUGUAUAUUUAAUAUACGUGAACCAGCAGAAUGCCGUGCUUCUCUUGGAGUAUCUGGUAUUUACAUAAACGAGACUCCUCAGGUAGUAGUACUACAGCUAGUCUGGCGGUUGGUAAUAAGUAUACCAUUGAGAAACGCUUUAUGUUGGUUUCAUAUUCUUUUGAUGAUCAGGUUGUUCCGGAAUACUUUUGUGCGAAUAUUGAGCUCGGUACAGGCACAAUAG
Phycomyces blakesleeanus NRRL 1555(-) is the source of this 606-nucleotide messenger RNA. RefSeq lists its product as hypothetical. Bases 1 to 606 code for a protein of 201 amino acids. The transcript is spliced from 4 exons. NCBI's taxonomy places the organism in Eukaryota, Fungi, Mucoromycota, Mucoromycetes, Mucorales, Phycomycetaceae. The record is from RefSeq and is a predicted model, not a curated record.